AUGGCAUUAACUACAAAACACAUUGACGUGAAUUAUGAUGCGGAACUCGAAACUAUAAAAAAUUUUCUCGAAAAAUUCAAGUCAGCAAAACCGAGGGUUGAGGUUGAAGAAGAUUCUAUGGAUAUAGACCUUUAUGACAUUGAAGGACCUCCCGAAGAAUUUUCUUUUAAGUACAUGGAACAACUUCAAAAAAUUGCGAAUCGCGAACAAGAUUCAUUGAUAAUAGAGCUUGAUGAUGUGUCUUCAUUUAUUAACAGAGGGAACAACGAUUUGGUUGGAAGAAUAAUAAGAAAUGCAAAACAUUACAUUGAUUUAUUUCUUCGUGCGAGUGAUGCGUUAAUACCGAUACCAACAAAAGAGAUCAAUUAUACGGAUGAUGUUCUUGAUGUUCUAAUAACAAAAAGGAAAGAGAGAGAGCAACAAAAAAGUGCGCAAGGUGUCUCAUUCCCACCAAGUUUGACUAGGCGACACACCAUCUAUUUCAAGCCAUUAUCAACAUUGAAUAAUUCGCCCUUGGCUGUACGUGAAGUGACUGGUGGAUAUUUAGGCCAUUUGGUCACUAUACGGGGGAUCAUUACGCGUGUUUCCGAUGUGAAGCCAUUCUUGCUUAUCAACACAUACGCUUGCGAUGUAUGUGGAGACGAAGUUUUUCAAGAAAUUACCAAAAAAAGCUUUAUGCCGUUGUUUGAUUGUCCGUCGGCUCGAUGUAAACUUAACAAAGUACCCGGAAAGUUAGUCAUGGAAACCCGAGCCAGCAAAUUUUUGCCAUUUCAGGAAGUGAAAUUACAAGAAGAGACUAAUCAAGUACCAGUUGGGCAUAUUCCUCGAACAAUGACCAUUCAUUUGUAUGGCAGUAUGACACGUACUUUAAAUCCUGGGGAUAGAGUUGAUGUAGCCGGGAUUUACUUGCCUACUCCUUAUACUGGCAUUAAAGCAAUACGUGCUGGUCUAUUAACUGACACUUAUCUUGAAGCACAAUAUGUUGGACAGCUUAAAAAACAAUACGAUAAAAUGGAAAAAACUCCUGAAAUCGAGAAAAAGAUCCAGGAGUUAAGUAGUGAUCCAAAUAUUUAUACGAGACUGUCACAAAGUAUUGCACCGGAAAUAUUCGGACACGAGGAUGUAAAAAAGGCUUUGUUAUUAUUGCUUGUGGGUGGAGUUACGAAAACAACAGGGGAUGGAAUGAAAAUUCGCGGUGAUCUUAAUAUUUGCUUGAUGGGCGAUCCGGGUGUAGCCAAAUCGCAAUUAUUGAAAUUUAUUUCAAAAGUUGCACCUCGUGGCGUGUACACUACUGGUCGAGGUAGUUCAGGUGUCGGUCUUACAGCAGCUGUUAUGCGCGAUCCUGUAACUGAUGAAAUGGUUCUAGAGGGUGGUGCUCUUGUACUUGCUGAUAAUGGUAUUUGUUGUAUCGACGAAUUUGAUAAAAUGGAAGAUACUGAUCGUACUGCUAUUCACGAAGUAAUGGAGCAACAAACUAUAAGUAUUAGCAAAGCUGGAAUAACUACUACAUUAAACGCGCGCACAUCAAUCCUUGCUGCAGCCAAUCCUUUAUAUGGUCGAUAUAAUCCAAAAAUUUCACCAGUACAAAAUAUUAAUUUGCCGGCGGCUCUACUUUCACGUUUUGAUGUCCUAUUUUUGAUAUUGGAUUCACCCAGCCUGACAGGUGAUACUGAAUUGGCUCAGCAUGUGGUCCACGUUCACACUCAUGAGAAUCAUCCUUCAUUGGAUUUUGAACCACUUGAAGGCCAAAUGAUUAGACAUUACGUCGCAGAGGCUCGUUCAAAACGACCAGUUGUGUCCAAAGAAAUGUCCGACUAUAUUGUCGAUUCCUACGUAAGACUUAGACAAAAUCAAGUAGAGGAUACAGAACGCAAGCGUGAAUUUACCUAUACCAGUGCGCGUACACUCUUGGCAGUUUUGCGUAUGUCACAAGCUUUAGCUCGAAUUCGCCUCAGCAACGUUGUAAUACAGAGUGAUGUGGACGAGGCUUUAAGGCUAAUUGAUGUCUCCAAAGCUUCCCUUAAUGUAGAGAGAGAAGUCGUUGACGGUGAUACUUCGGUUAACACAAGGAUUUAUGAACUAAUUCGUGAAAUGUAUAAUCGAUUACCUGAAGAUGAAGAUGGUGAAGAUUCCUUGAAGCAGCUUAAAAUUGUUGAUAUUCGAGAUCGGGCAUAUGCCAAAGGGUUCACGAGCGACCAAUUGCAAGAAUGUUUUGACGAGUAUUCGAAUUUGAAUAUAUGGAUGAUUGAUAACAAUCGACGCUAUUUAACCAUAGCUAAUCCAUGA
Messenger RNA from Ambispora leptoticha, 2286 nucleotides. The record is from the annotation of a GenBank genome assembly. Lineage: Eukaryota; Fungi; Glomeromycota; Glomeromycetes; Archaeosporales; Ambisporaceae.